This is a messenger RNA of Olea europaea var. sylvestris, 603 nucleotides long. RefSeq names its product aspartic proteinase Asp1-like. The record is from RefSeq and is a predicted model, not a curated record. Gene Ontology annotation, biological process: proteolysis. The annotation marks the transcript as partial. Gene Ontology annotation, molecular function: aspartic-type endopeptidase activity. The transcript has 4 exons. NCBI's taxonomy places the organism in Eukaryota, Viridiplantae, Streptophyta, Magnoliopsida, Lamiales, Oleaceae.
GGAGCGGAAAGAAAAUGAUGUGCUGUUUCUAUGGUGUUUAAUUGUUAUUUUCAGGAAACGCUACUCUCUGGGGCUGGCCGACCUCCAGUUUGGUGGCCAAGCUACUUAUAUUAAAGGCCUUCCAAUAGUUUUUGACAGUGGCAGUACCUACAGUUACUUCAGUUCGCAAGCUUACAGCGCCCUAGUUUCUAUGAUAAAUAAAGACAUAAACGGGAAGUUAACUAUUGUAGUUGAGGACAAAAGCCUCCCGGUCUGCUGGAAAAGUGGAAAGCCCUUCAAAUCCAUCCAUGAUGCCACUAAUUACUUCAAGCCAUUGGUGUUGAGCUUCAGAAAUGGCAAAAAGGUCCAAUUCCAACUGCAACCUCAAACUUAUCUUGUUGUCACGGAACACGGCAAUGUGUGCUUAGGUAUCUUGAACGGUGAUGAGGUCGGGCUAGGAAAUCUCAACGUUAUUGGAGAUGUUUCUCUGCAAGAUAAAUUGGUGAUUUAUGACAAUGAGAACCAGCAGAUUGGAUGGGCUGCAGCAAACUGCAAGAGGCUUCCCAAGUCUUGACCAAUUUUAUUGUUUUUGUUUGUUUUCAGCUUUCUUCGGCUGGAAGCAAU